Patiria miniata (bat star) is the source of this 8411-nucleotide messenger RNA. RefSeq lists its product as uncharacterized. NCBI's taxonomy places the organism in Eukaryota, Metazoa, Echinodermata, Asteroidea, Valvatida, Asterinidae. Bases 208 to 7308 code for a protein of 2366 amino acids. The transcript has 49 exons. The record is from RefSeq and is a predicted model, not a curated record.
ACUACGCAUGUUCAGAUCAAUUCCUUAUCGAACAACAAGUGUACCGAACAAGUGACUUUUUGAUUUGCCGUGAACAAGUUUGCUACUCAGUACUGUCAUCUGGCAGAUACAGAGCAAAUAACAGGAGUUAUGGACAAACUUUGAGCUUCGUAUACAUAGCGCACCGAUCAAUGUUGUAGCCCUACCACCCUGCUUUCUACACACACUAUGUCUUCCAUGGAGCUGUACCAGGUGGGCGGGACCGAGAAGAUCCGGAAUUUGGAGGAGGGACUUGCCAAGGAGCUGACGGACCUCCAGAAUGACAUCGAGGAGAAUGAGAUGAUUGGGGGCUCACACAAGACUGCCAGCUCCGGCUCCUUGCCAAAGGGAACUGACCAUUUUCGAAAGCAGAGAGAGUUGGUUAUCAAGAGAGCAAUGGAGGUGAGCGAGGCCCUCCCUUUGGUCAUCCAGGCUGCCGUGAUGAAGGAAGAGAUGGAGAUCAGUCUACAGAAGGAAUACACUGAAGACAGUCUACCACUCAUCUUACACCAGCAUUUCUGUGAUCGUAUCCAGCAGUUAGUCCAGUGCAAACACAUGCACGUGCUGCGCUGGAAGAGAUUCUGUGAGCACACCAGUGCAUUGGAGGCCCUGUACGCACCAUACCAGAAACGAUUAGCGGAGAUAAUGGCCGAGUAUUCUGAUGCGAUUGCUCGUUCUCGCCGCCUGUCGAUAGCCCACGAGGCCUACCUCAUGGGCAAAGUACCAGCUCACAAUCAGAUCACUGAGGAAGAUCUGGCCAUCUACACACGCUGGCUGACGUGCCAUCUGCACUCGGUCAAGAAAAUACAUGCAUACCUCCGGGUUCUGGAGUGGCUUCCAGUGUCUCACAAACACGAGUCCCUGCCCCAUCCACAGCAGCAACAUGUUCAGGAUGCAGGACAAUUAGACCCAGAAGAGGAUGACCAGAACCUGAUGACGGCCCGGACAUCCCGGUCCCAGUCCGGGACCGUCCCCAUCAUACAGAGCCAGGGCCGCUGGUCCAUCUUUGACGGCCGCAUGUCGCUGACCGAGACCUCGGCUGCGCUGUCCAGCAUGGGUAGGCUGUCCCUCGCUGACCAGUUCCGACAGCCGUCCCCGCUUGUAGAGCAGUCGGAGUCGGACGGUGCCAGCGACACCGCCUCUGUCACCUCCUCAUCUGUUAACAUGGGCGGCACUAACACAGUACCUCAUACUGCACGGGCCAUUGCUGCUGCCUCGGCCGCAGGGGGUGGGCCAGCCUCCAACACCGACACGCUAGGCAUACCGUGUCAUGCCACAGACAUGGACCGCAUCAAACCAGUACUGGAGUUUCUCAUGUCCUGUUACGGCAUCCAUGCGAACCUAGAUAGAAUCAACGGUCCGUCAGAUGAAAUGGAGCUGCUAUCCCAUGUCAACCGGCGCUUCAAGACUGUAUUUGCCAGACAGGAGGAGCAGAAGACAUUUCCUACAUAUGACAAGCUGGAGAUGGGUAAUGAGUCUUGGGGAGCUGAUGUUUCCAACCACGCUCUGAUCAAGGAAUCCAACUGGCUGCCUUUCAUUAAACUCAAAGCUAAGAGAGACCCUAAACAGGAGAAAAUGCUGACCAAGCUGCGACACCUAGGCAAUGUGGAUGAGCUGCUCAGAGCACAGAGCCGGUUCUUCUCAGUCAGUGAUGUCAACAAAGUUCAAGAUGCUUUGAAGGAGCAUGCCGUUGCCGUCCGUGACCCGCCCCCUGUGCAGUCAGUAUCAGUGACCUCGCAUCGAACGACCCUGGACACCAAGAACGUGUGGAAACAGAUAUACACCAGCCCAGAUCUAUACAACAGCGCUGGCCCAUCUGACGACAUAGCCCUCACUGACUUUGAUGAGAAGGACGUGGACAACGUCAACCUGAGCUCAGGCUCUCGCUCCAACAGUGCCCUCGCCUCCUCCCGGCGACGCAAGAAGGAGGACACCGAUGAGUACGACUACGCCAGUGCCUUGCAGCUGCUGGGGCUUGAAGAGGACGAUAGUAGCCAGCAGGAUCCCACCGUUAUCCAGGGAGGCUAUCUGUCCUUCCUGCAGCUCAGACACCUCAAGAUCAAAGAUCUACAGAGGACUUGUUUGAGUAUUCUAAACUACUUCCGUUCAGUGGAGCGUACUCUAACCAUAAAUGAUGGUGGGUUGUCAUUGGAAGGAAAGCAGCAGAAACGCAACAGUAAGCAGAACCACAAGCAAGGCGUGAACGAUGGUGGCCUGGGAGGGGGUGGCGGGCUGGGUAGUCAUGGUUACCUGCACUACACUCCGGCUGAGUUCAAGUUGAGUGAGUCUGAAUUCAUGGAGUUCUCAGAAGUAGAGAACCACGAUGAUUUCUACUCCUUUGAUGAAGGCCGGGUGCAUGUGCAGGAUCAGCGAGGGUACUACAUCAUCUACAAAGCAGCAAUGGAAGAUUUCAAGCAAAUGGAGAAAGACCUGCUGUUGAUUGCCACUUGCUUCAUAGAGAAAGAUCGGGAGAACAGAAUUGGCAAGAUAGGGCUGGGUAAAUCUAGCUCACAGGGCCGCAGAAAACAGUCCCAGGCAGCCAGUGACGUGGACCUACCCAGCUAUGGCCAUCAGCAGGUGGAUCGGUUUGCCGUCCUGCUGGACCUGUGGUCUAACGAGACAGCCUUCCUGGAGAACAAGAGACAGUUACUGGAUGUUUAUUUAGAGGCCUACCAGCACGUCUUUGACAUGCAUGAGAAGCGCUCCCUUGCACAGGUCAUCACCAACAUUGCCUACCAGCGACCACGCUUUGACCUGAAGGCUGACUACUUUGUGCGCACCUAUCGAGCCGAGUGCCGCUGUUUGAGGCUGCACUGCGCUCUGAUCAAGUCAGUGCUGGAUCAACAGAUCAGUGACCAGCGGGAGUACAUCCAGAAAGUCUGCCGAGACGGUGAGCAGCAUCAGACCGGGAUGCCGUUCCGCAUCAUUCCAAAGCAGCCGGUAUCCAUCAACAUUAGCCGGUCAGCACUACAGUACGUGUAUCUCCUAGAAUUCCAUCCAAGCCUUGCGCUGGCAAGCCGAGUACCACAGGCUCUUACACAAGCAUACAAUGAACUGGUGCACGCCCAUCAGCCCCGUUCUGUCACAGAGAGCAUCUUGAUUGAGAAGAAGAUACUGGAGAUUGCGCAGAGAGAGUGGGAGCAUCUACAGCCCAUAGGAAGUGCCUUCUCCAAUCAGAUACAACGAGAUUUGUUUGCAGAUGUGUACGCCGAAGACCCCUCCUUUAUGUGUGAGAUCAGCCAAUCAAUGAUGGCCUCUCUUGAUGCUGCGGCAGGCAGGCGGACACCAAAAGAGAGGAAAGCUGAUUUGCUGAAGAUAUGGUCCAGACUUUUGGAGACAAUCACCUUGCGACACAGGCUAAUUGAAACUGCAAAUGAAACGGAAUUGCUGUCAAAGCUUUACAAGGAGCAGGCUGCCGAUAUGGGCUUUGACUUCUGCCAUCUGUUCUUGAGAUGUGUUCAGUUUGAGUUUGCCUCUCACAAGGAGAACGCUGAUCAGCCCCCGCCGCUCUUCAUUACAGCACUUCAUGAAGACGACACAAAUGUUGACAGAUAUGUACCUUCAAGUUUAUUCCUGGCUAUUCAUGAGCUGGAUGAGAAACAUGUUGGGCAGUUCAGCUUCCGUAGCAAAGACGGCUUUCUCAAGCUCAUGAAGGGAAGUGCUCUGGAGAACCUCCAGGCUGUCCUGAUGGCCCAGGUGGUUCAUAAGAAUGCCGUCUUGGCUGCCGUUCAGCAAGGCAGCGUCUGCUCUUACUUCAAGGAAGAGGUACCAGACAACGGCCCCCAGGCAAGUGGUAGGAAGUCUCCCCAGAAUGCGCGUAGUGAUCGUACCAGUUCCGUUCUGACCUCUCAGAACGCCACUCCCAUGGCCACCACCACAUCGGUCAUCUUCGCAGCCAAGCUCAAAUCCUCCAUGGAGAGUCACAAGAGAUCACCAGAGGCGUUUGUCUCCCUGCAGCUAGAAAAGACCCCAUCCAGGGACGUGAUGCUGAAUGCGUUCUUGUCCAAGAAAGCCAGCUUGGGCACCAUCAUGAAGAACCCAGAAGAAGUGGAGAAACUCAAACGGAAUCUGAUAGCGGAUUUCUGUCGGCGGUUCAUGCGGCGCAUGACCCAGUACUCCCUGCGCGGUCAGAUCAUUGCCUACCUGAACAGCAUUCUCUUCCUGCUGGACAACUUCCCCAGUGUCCGCAAUGGCAGCUUUGUGGUGGGCAUGCCCAACGAGAAGAAAACUGCUAUGGAUGACAAGAAGGGGCUAGUCACUAAUCCAAGGGAUCUCAAAAAGCGACCUAGGCGUCUCCUUUCGGCUGAUGGCUCCACACUUCUGAAUUUGUGGUUCCUCCCACACCACACGGAGGUCUUGCACAUGUUCAAGACCCUGGAUGAGGACACAUGCGCGAGGGCCCUCACUCAGUGCCUGCGGGUCAUCGCAUCGCUGCAUGACAUACUGCAAUACCUGUGUGCCCACUCCAAGCUGGGAAGCUCCAAUGCAAGGCUUGGGUCUGAUAAGCAAGAGUAUGUGACAGCAGACUGGGGUGGCACUGAAGGCAUAUCAGCAGAGCUCAGAGAAAUCCAGAAACAGAUCAACCACCUGGAUAAUCCCACUGAUCCGCAGGAGGUGGCUGAUUUUCUGUCACUGCGACGCGACGUCCUCUUCCUGGAGUACGAUGCCACCAUGAGACACUCCCUCCGCGAGACCUUCCUGUCCAUGGGCAACCGCUCGGCGUACCAGAACAGCUCUGACAGCAUCUUCUUUGCCCUGGCUGGACUGAGUAACAUCCAGAUGCCCAGUGUGUUCAGUGCCUACCUGCCGGUGCCGGAACCCCUACAGCCUAGAGACUGGAAGGCCAGUGAGCUUUUCCCAUGGAGGGCUCACCUCGGAAGGAGAGGACCAUUUCCGCUUCGUUUCUGGCAGUGGCAGCAGAUUGAGUUCAACAUGCAGCUCAGUAUGUCCGCACUCAGAGAUGUAGACAGGCAUGUUGCUCAUGGUGAGAUCCUAGGUGUUUCCUUGCUGAUGGAGGACGUCCUGCAAAGCGGACAGCAGGACAUCAGCAUGGUGCCUGAUGACAGCGAUGAUGAAGCAGACAACCCCAAGCCUGCCGCUGGUGGUCAGGGCAAGAGCCCUGCCCGCUCCCGACCCCGCAGCGCUGCCAGUGCCAAGUCAGGGAUGUCUCGGCCUGGGAGCGGGACGGCCAAGGAAUCCUCAGGGCAAGAAGUCAUUUUGAAGAAGUCCUUGUCCCGAACCACGGAGCCCAUCAAGGCGUACUCCUUACUGAAAGACUUCCUGUUACUAUGGAAACGGCUGGAAGUCUUCAAAGCAGAGUGGGGUCAACGCAAACUGGGUCAAGAAGAGAUCAAUGCACCAAUGCUGUAUAGAAAAUUCUGCAAAAUGUACAAGACGGACAUCCUGUACCCAGUCAUCAGAAUCAUUGCCAAGCGAUACGGAGAGGUGGACCAGUACGAGGGCAUGGUGUCGGACUCAGAGCCCAUCGUGGCCCCCAAGGGGGCCUCGGAGAUGGAGAUCCGGGCCAAACAGCUGGUCAAGCUACUGGACAGCCUGGAGAAUCACAUGAUCUAUGAGCUCAGGAGGAAAGUCGCCAGGGAACACUCGCUGGUGCUGGCAGAGAGGUCACGGGAGGAGGGGAAUCUACCCACAGAUCUCUGGAAGAAACCGGCAAUCAAUGAGCGCUUCACCUUCGCCAAGCCGCAGAUUGCCGAGGAUUUUGCCUGGUACCUGAUGGAAGUGGGCCAACGCCGCGACGAGGAAAAGACCCUAGUCUUGUCUUACGACCAGCUGAAUGUUGCCCUCGCCUCCCUAGCCACAACCAUCAUGACCAGGGAAAGAACCAACUAUGAGAACUACUCCAUGUUCUAUGAGAAUCUGCUCAGACAGCACCAUCAACUGCUGUACCAGAGAGAACAGGAAAUUGAGCAGCUGAAGAAGGCAUGUAAAGAUGCCACAGCAUCAGCGUUGGUGGAUGUGCAGUGCCAGCUGGCUGAUAGGAGCCAUGAGCUGAUACUCGAAAUCACGGCUCUCCGCGCCAAGAUAGCCGAGAUGCGCGAGUUGUCUUCAACUCAGGAGAGAGAUUUGAGAGAAAAGAUGAAGGAAGAAUAUGACACGUUGGUGCACAGUCUCUUUCAGGGAGCCUUUUCACUCAAGCACAAGUUUGACGAGUUUGGAUUGCGACUGUACGAUGAAGCGUUUGGCAUCGUCGGUGAGGUGCGACAAGAGGCCAUGGAAGCCAUGAGGAAAUUCACACCAAGAACGGCUGAAAAAGAUGAGUCGGGGAUAACACUUAACCAACGCCGCGCUGUGGAGCUGCAAACACUACGUCAUGAGAAGAACAACAUGAGUAGACUCCUACUCAAGAUGAGGGCACUCACCAACUGGAGGCUUACCAACAUGAGACAGCAUUACCAGGGAACGGCUGAUGCCUUGCAGCAUGAGGUGGACCGAUGUAAGAGGGAGUACCUGACCAUCAAGAUGACAGCCGAGGAGGAGGUCAUCCUCCUGAGACAACAGCUGACGGCGCUACGGAAGGCCCUAGCUACCUCCGAUAAAGAGCGGGAGACUGUACAGAAACAGCUGGGUAAAGAGAUGCGCAUCAAACAGGAGAAGCAGCAUAAGUUGGAGCAAGAAGCCCGGAGUGCCAGGCAGCUUGAGGCGGCCAGGAUCUCCAAUCUAGAGAGAAUGAUGGACGAGAUUGAUGACAAGGAACUACGCCUGCGCAUCCUGUCAGAGGAGUACGACCGCACCAUGCGCCUGUACCAGACCACCCAGGAGAAGGCCCGCAAGGAGGUCCACCAGAUCAAGAACCGGUUGGACCACGAGCGCAGCCUCAAACUCGACGCCUUCCAGCGAGUGGAUGACCUGCAGACGCAGGUUUACGACUAUGAGGUUGCGGUGUCAAGCAUGUCCAGGCCCUACACAGCAAUGAGUCUUUUUACACCACGUCAGCUGCCUCCAAUGAGAUCCAAGUCUAGAUCCACCACCGCGGACAAGCGACCCAAGAGUCACAGAGUGACAAGCAGUGUGAGCGCCAGUACAGGGGUGUGGCCUCCUAACACCAUCAUGCCGCCCAACUACCAGCAGAGGUCAGUCACCCCUGACCCCUGGCCCCCGGUGGCCAACAACGAGAGGUACGACCGAGUCACACAGAGACCCAAGACGGUCGGCACCAGGCUGCGCAAUCGCAUCGCUGACCAGCUACUGACUAAUCUGGAACCCAAUCACCAUGAGACCAUCAUGCACCUGCAGACUGAAGAGCAGCAACAUCAGAAGUACAAGCUGUGAUGACACAUUCUAACAUCUUCAUUACCAUAACUAGGACCACAGGAAUACAAUCUUAGAAUGAAUAAUCAUUCCCUUCCAGUAAUGAUUUCAAUAAAUCAAACGGCAGAUAUAUUUUUGUGUUACCUAAUCAACAUGAAAAUAGUCAUUAUUUAUGCCGCUUGGUCGAAGUAUCUUUAAAGCAAAUAUCUAUGAAAAUUUAAAUCCACCAGAUGGAAGACUUAAGUUUGUGACCACCAUGACAUACAUUUAUUUAUUGAUAGAAAUGAUGAGGAGUUGAUUAGGCCUAUAUAAUAGUAGAAAUCAUCCCGAACGAAUUUAACUUUAAAAUCUUAUAAGAUCUUCUUAGAAUCUUGAUUCUUAACAAUCUUAAGAGCGAGUAGGAAUUUGUAAUAUUCUUACAAAGUGAGUAAUAAUAUGGUAAGAUUCUUAUGGAUUGAUGAUUAUGUUUUUAAAACAAAUUGGCAAGCGAUUGAAUCUUUAAUAAACAGCUUUAAUAAGUGCAACACAUUGAUUUAUUAACUUCGAGCACCUUGUGUAAGUUUGAUAACAAUAAUGGUUGUGAAAAAUAAAUCGAUGUUUCUUGCAUAACAAAUAAGCCUUCAAAAAUAUGAGUAGGCUAAUACUAAGUGUGAAUAUUCAUGAGUCAUGAAUUUGUUUUGUACUUAAAAAUAUGACAGAGUUUUGAUCAAAGAAGAAUAUGUAAAUAUUUUGGUAUAAGAUGCAAUUUUGACUGUAGAUUCCAAGAUUGAAGUAUUCAUGAGAGGCUAUAAAGAAUGUAAGAUACUUUUAUAUAUUCAUAAACAAUACUACAAAGCAGUUUCUGCCAUACGCUGUAUUAAAACAUGCCUUUUAUUUUACUACACAAUGUACAUGUACUACACAAUGUACAUGUUAAUGCUUUUUAUCAUGCGUUUCGUUCAUGCCAAUUGAAAAACAAAUUUGAGCAAGAGCAAAUUAUGACUGAAAAUUAAUCAAAGUAGCAUAGUGUGUCUCUUUCACUCUUUCAGCACUAUUGAUUGUAAAAUGCACUUGUUUUCUUUUGUAACAAAAAGAACCGAUAUCCGUCCUAAAAUAAAAAAGUCAAUAACAUUGUAUUGAGUGAA